AUGUCGGAGUGUCCUAGUCGACCGAGUGCGACAACUUACAACGAACAAUAUCGCAGCGAAAUUCUUAACCCCUUGGAUGCUAUCUGCAAUGUAAAGAGAAAUGACGCGGUGUGCGUGAGUAACUUGAAAUCAGCGAAGCCAGUAGACCAAGCGUUGCUGCAAGAGAGACCAGAUGUCAAGAUCUUCUUACCCUUCAGGUUCCACUUCUACAAGCCUAAGGACCUGUUCAAGGAAAAUACUUACAGGAAUUACUUAGUGGCUCCCGGCGGCGACCACGUGCUAAGUCUGGUGGACGAGAUCUCGUACCGAGCUCCCCCUGCGCCCCCCCUCUCGCAGAUGCACGAGCUGUCCCCCGAUCUCUUCUGCAAUGGAGACAAUAGGCCUGCUAACUGCGCCGUCGACUGCCGAUGCACGCAUAUGAUCGAUGUACCAUUGAACUCGAUUGUGGAAAUCGUGUUGGUUGAUGAAGUGCAAUCGCCCAACUUGUCACAUCCAUUCCACCUUCACGGUACUCCGUACAACGUGAUCGGUAUCGGCCGGUCUCCAGACAAGAACAUUAAGAAGAUAAACUUGAAACAUGCCCUGGACUUGGACAGAAAGGGUCUGUUGCAUCGGCAGUACAACCUUCCACCCUUCAAGGAUACUCUAGCCGUGCCUAAUAACGGAUAUGUCGUUUUGAGGCUAAAGGCUGAUAAUCCAGGAUACUGGCUGUUCCACUGUCAUUUCAUCUAUCACAUAGUCAUAGGAAUGAACUUGAUUCUUCACAUCGGCACCCAGGGCGACCUGCCCCCCGUGCCUCCGAACUUCCCUCGAUGCGGCGACCAUCUCCCCACGAUCACUCCGCCGUUCUUCCCGAUACACUGACACUAUCGAGAAAUAAUCCUAAUCGAUAUUCGUAAUCGAUUUGUGAAACCAAACCGGAGUGAAAAGCAUCGCGUACUGCCAUAUUUUGUUCUGUUUUUGAAAUAUGAACAACGUGCGAAUGGGAUAAAAUUUAUUUGUUAAUGUUGUCUUGUAAAUAAUGUUAAAUAACCAUCAAAUGUAUCGCGUUAGAGACCAAAGUAUUUAAUCAAAUCAGUUAAAUAAUUUAUAGUUGUAAGAAUUUGACAAGCCGUGUGAUGCAAGAGCGACUAGGCUCGCUAGUAAAUCUAAUUCUUUUGAUAUAGUUAAAUGUUAUUGUUACUCGUUUUAUAAUUUUGUACAUAAAGUUAGAUAAGAAUAUGUUAAGCUUUAUAUUAGAGUUGAUGAAGGUAAAUGUAAUGUUAUUCCUAAAUAAAUUAAAACGUAAAGGGGUUAAGUGCAAAUAUGUAAUUACCAACUCGCGAUAUUUAGAAUGAUACUCAUAUAGAAGUGCCCUGACACGACUGCACAGUCUUUUAUCUGGUCUACUACCAUCCACUUCGUAAAAUUUGUUUUUUUUUUCAAUCAUGUGUCAGGGUUUGUUAGAUCCUUUUUUGUUAUAAAAGUAUAUUAAAUGAUUUUACCUCAAGUUUGUGUAACAUCUUGAUGAACUUGAGACCGUAAUUCGCGUUACGGUAUUGGAUGUAUCUCUGCCACAGUUGCAAUGUUGUCAUAAGUUUGUAUUGUCAUUCAUAGUGUUUUAGUUCAUAAACAAUCCAUGUUCACUCUUUGAGAUGGAUGCAAAGAGCUCGUGAUAUAAUCUUUCAGUUAAGAUAAAUUUCUAUGAAAAAGCCGCCUUAACUGAAAUAUUUUUAUUAUUUUUUACUUUAUUUUGUUUUACUC
Messenger RNA from Helicoverpa armigera (cotton bollworm), 1743 nucleotides. RefSeq lists its product as uncharacterized. The record is from RefSeq and is a predicted model, not a curated record. The transcript is spliced from 5 exons. Gene Ontology annotation, molecular function: oxidoreductase activity; copper ion binding. Lineage: Eukaryota; Metazoa; Arthropoda; Insecta; Lepidoptera; Noctuidae. The coding region runs from base 1 to 864 and encodes 287 amino acids.